UUUUGCGUAAGUGAGGUAAAUGGUGAACAACACAAGCCUUUCCCCAUUAACCCGAAGCUACACAAACCAUCAGUAAAUUAGAGAAUUAGAGCCAAGUACUCGCGUGCGUGUUGCUGACUCAGGCGAGCGCUUCACCCCCCCCCCCUCUCUCUCUCUCUCUCUCUCUCUCUCUCUCUCUCUCUCUUUAUUUUUUUGCCAAUAAGACUUUGUUGUAGCGUCAGACGUCAUUAAUGUGGUCUGGAUAUUGGAGCGCAGAGCUCUUCUUCUCUCGGCCACAGGGGUUAAUUGCGUCCCUUCGCCACUGUCAACUUGUGUUUUCCUAUUCCAACGCAGUCAGCCGUCUGCUUGCGAUCAGGGCCAGCCAGGUCGAGACUCGCGCUUUUAUGAAUGACUAGCGAGGCGGGGGGAUGCCAGUUAGCGAGACCGGGCUCCACUGGGACCAGCCGCCGAUGAGAGCGAUUAACGGCGGAGCGGAGCCGUGGCUCACUGCGGAAAACGGCAAGCCUGACUGCCGCAGACUGGCGUGUAAGCGCACCGUGAGCGGGACACGCUCCACAGCGUAGAGCAACAACGGCACCGUGACCGACCACAAUGUCCAUUCACAUUGUGGCUCUGGGGAGCGAGUGCCCCGGUGGCGUUGGGCCAGGGGAGGAGAUUAUGGGCCAGGGUCAGCUGCAGGGAGGGCUGCUGUGGAGCUACUUGGGCCAUGGGGCGCUGGUGGGCCCCAGUGAACUGGAGAGCACCUUGCAUAACCCAGCCUUCAUGGAAUACACCUCACGCGUUUUUGGUGAUGUCACCAUUGUGGUCCAAGAUUGUCCCAGCUGGGAUUUGUUGGACAGUGACUGGGCCAGCGUCCGUAAAGUUCUUGAGCAAGCGGACAUUCUGGUCAUCAAGUAUUCAGUGACCGACAAGCUGGCUUUCCAGCAAGUCAGGAAUGGAUAUGCCCCGAGACUGCGCCCACUUUUGAGGCACUGGGGCGUGCCUGUCAUCUUGGUGGCAGUUGGAGCGAGGCUAAACGACGAGGGCCCUCCGUGUACGUGUCCGCUUUGCGCGUCUGACUGGAGCAGCUGCGUGCCUCACAGUGAAGGUCUGCAGCUGUCCCGGGACCUCGGGGCCACCUACCUGGAGUUACCCUCACUUAACCAUGUGUUCGUGGGUCGCUACUUUGGCAGCGUGCUGGAGUACUUCAUGAUUCAGUGUCUGAAACACAAAGCCAAAGAGAAGCCAGAAAAGAGACGAGGAAAUAAAGUCAAUGAGCUUCGUCCGCCUCACUUGGAACAACCAGCUCGUCUUCCUCCAAUUCGCGUGGAGGAGUCGAGCUUCUCCCAAGACAUGCAGUGGUUGUUGGAACGCGGCGUGCAGUUUGCCGACGUGGCCUUCUAUGCCGGGGACUCCGGGAAAGAACUGGGAUGGGCUCACGCAUCCGUGCUUUGCGCUGUCAGCCCGUAUUUCCGACAGCUUCUCCUGGGGCCCAAGACCAGGGAGCGGCCGCAGUCACGGUGUAUCUGCAGGGAGAGGGACGGAGCCCCUCACUCGUUAGUCUCUACCUGGGAUGGAGGAAUAAUUGAUGACAUGCCUCGAUCUGAGGGACACCUGGCUGGUCGCCUCUCUCGUCUGGUGGUGAAGGAUCCUCUCCUGUGUAUGUGCUUAUGGGAGACGCUCAUGUUCAUUUACAGAGGAGCGUGGGAGUGGGAGCACCUUCAGGAGGCCUUGGAAGAGAAGCUGAAGAACUCGCUCGCCGUGGCUCAGCUCAUGGAGCGCAUACGAUCGCUGAUUGGCCGAGAAAGGGGGACCCGAGACACCCCAAGCGCACGCGCAGCCCAGUUGGGCCCCCAGACUCUCGUCAACCUCUUCAAUUCCCCUCUAUAUUCGGAUGUCAUCUUCAUGGUGCAGGGGAGUGUAUUGCCGGCACACCGAGCAGUGCUGGUAGCACGCUGUGACGUCAUGGCGGCCAUGUUUAGCGGGAAAUACGCGGAGGCCCGGAGUCGGGUGGUACCCAUCCAUGGGGUCUCGUCGGACACUUUCCUGUCCUUCCUGGAGUACCUCUACACUGACUCUUGUUGUCCCGCCAGCGUGCUGCAGGCCAUGGCCGUGUUGGUGUGUGCGGAGAUGUAUCAGGUGAAACGGCUGCAGCAUCUGUGCGAGGUGUGCGUAUGUGCUUACCUGCAGAGCAUGCCCAGCAGGGAGCUGGCGUCAACUGGCAUCAGCGUGAUUCGGCUCCUCCGACGGGCAAAGUGUCACAAUGCCGAGCAGCUCUACGUGUGGCUCCUCCACUUCAUUGCCAACAACUAUCUGAUCUUCAGUCACAAACCUGACUUCCUGGAGCUCUCAGGUUAGUGUGCAUUGUCAUUUCAUUUUUAAAAUGAUGAGUAAACCUACAUCAUUUCUUAGUCCCUAUUAUCUCUGGCCAGGCAAAUACAUUGGGAACAAUGCACAUUUCCUUUAAAAUUUUAAAACAAGCAGACCUACCUAGCAAUCUUGAAAAGUGUGCUUUGAAAAUUAAUUUUGAAUAAUGGUUGACACUCCGUCACCCAUUGCGCAAUUUGCACGACUAUUUUGCCGUGAUUAACCCGAGAAUAGAAGAAUACAGACAUCACUGGAAGCCUUCAUUAGGUUUUGUGAAUCUCAGA
Molecule: messenger RNA, 2630 nt
Organism: Syngnathus acus (greater pipefish)
Lineage: Eukaryota; Metazoa; Chordata; Actinopteri; Syngnathiformes; Syngnathidae
Gene: rhobtb3
Product: Rho related BTB domain containing 3
Exons: 12
Coding region: 592-2337 (581 amino acids)
Biological process (GO): proteasome-mediated ubiquitin-dependent protein catabolic process; regulation of proteolysis
Cellular component (GO): cytoplasm
Molecular function (GO): ubiquitin protein ligase binding
Source: RefSeq, a predicted model, not a curated record